Messenger RNA from Oryza sativa Japonica Group (Japanese rice), 1054 nucleotides. RefSeq lists its product as uncharacterized. NCBI's taxonomy places the organism in Eukaryota, Viridiplantae, Streptophyta, Magnoliopsida, Poales, Poaceae. The record is from RefSeq and is a predicted model, not a curated record.
CGUCUGCACUCUCCACUUCCACACUCCCAUCCCACCUCCACCGACCGCGUCCGGUCCAUCUCCACUCCCCCCACACUCCUACUCCUUUAACCUCCCCGCGCCGCCGCCUCCCCUCCGCCGAGACACCCAACUGUAUACCAGCAGCAGCCAUCCUCGCGCGCGCGCGCGGCGUCGGCGAUGGCGGGCGGCUCAACCUCCUCCUCCUCGUCGUGGGGCCCCAGCCCGGCUCUGGUGACCGCGGUGGUGGCGCUGCUGGGGCUCGGCCUCGCCGCCUACAUCGUCGGCCCGCAGCUCUACUGGCACGCCAGCGAGGCGCUCGGCCGCUCCACGGGGGCGUGUCCCGCGUGCGACUGCGACUGCGACGCCCGCCCGCUGCUCGCGCUCCCCGAAGACUGUUCCAAACAAUUCAAGGAUGUUAAGAGCCGUGCGUCUGGUGAAGAAACAGAGAAGAGUUUCACGGAGCUACUCAUAGAAGAACUGAAGCAGAGAGAAGAAGAGGCAACACAAGCUCAGCAGCAAGCAGAUGUAAAAUUGCUGGAGGCGAAAAAAUUAGCUUCACAAUAUCAAAAGGAGGCUGACAAAUGCAGUUCAGGUAUGGAUACAUGUGAAGAAGCCCGGGAAAAAUCAUCAGAAGCAUUGGUUGAACAAAGGAAACUGACUGCUUUGUGGGAAGAAAGAGCUCGUGAACUAGGAUGGAAACCUGGGAAUAUCAAACCACACCAGACGUAGUAACGAGCCCUAGCGGGAUCGCGAGCAGCUCAAGCCACAGAGAUCUAAUUCCACACAUGCUCCUCAAAGAUAUAGUAAAGUGACCGAGGUAACAAAGGUGCGACCUUACCUCCGUUUUGCGCUGCUUCACAAGCUUUUGUCCAUAGUUGAUUUAUAUUCAGAUUGUAGUAUACGUCCAUAGCUGUUUGUGAGCAUAUGUUAAAAUGAUCAUAGGAUCAGAAUGCUGCUCAUCCACCUGUAUCUGUAUGUCUUGAAGGGAAUAUUGGUUGUUGUGUAUGAUGAUGGUAAUAAAGGAAUUGUAGUCCAAGUGCAUCUAUUUCUGUUA